This is a messenger RNA of Xiphophorus maculatus (southern platyfish), 6485 nucleotides long. Its product is annotated as ATP-sensitive inward rectifier potassium channel 12. The transcript has 2 exons. Gene Ontology annotation, cellular component: plasma membrane. Bases 2616 to 4262 code for a protein of 548 amino acids. Gene Ontology annotation, biological process: regulation of monoatomic ion transmembrane transport; potassium ion import across plasma membrane. NCBI's taxonomy places the organism in Eukaryota, Metazoa, Chordata, Actinopteri, Cyprinodontiformes, Poeciliidae. Gene Ontology annotation, molecular function: inward rectifier potassium channel activity. The record is from RefSeq and is a predicted model, not a curated record.
AGAAAUCAGUCUUAUCAUUAAAUAAAAAUGAAAAAAAAGGAAAAGAAAUCACUGUUAUUAUUAUGAGAUUAAAAGUGAUCAGAUUUAGAAAUGUUUAUAAAGCAGAAGUGUUAAAAAUUACAUGAAUGAAAAGCUUUUAAUGCAAAGAGGUAAUGGUAUAAAAUCAAAAAUAUGAACUUAGUUGAGUUGAUUGAAUCUACAUCUUUACUUCAAAAAGGCUUUUUACCCCUCUAACUGUUCCCAAAAAGGUUGAGAAACAUGACAAAGACCCACGCUGUCACACAAGGGAUAAAAACUCAAGAGGAGGAAAGUUUGCUGUCAUAAAAACAACUAAACAGGUUUCCUAAGUACGCUUUUCUGUCCUGGAAAAAUGUCUUUGUAUUUAUGAUCAUUUUCAAGGUAACCUAUUUGCAUAAUUAUGAUCACACAUUAAUGUGUCUGAGCUACUGCUGGCCACUGUGCCAAAUAAAAUAGGAAAUAUGACACUAAUUAUCAAUGUGCCAAUCUUUCUGAGUUCGACUAAUUUUAAUAAAAUCAAUCGGAGCAACACAAAUGCAAAGGUAACUUUCUAUUUAAAGCCACUCAGGAAACCUUUGUUCUAUAACUUGCCACUGAAUGUGUCAGGUAAUAAUUCAAACCUUUUCCAAGACAGUGUCUUAAUUUCCUCCUUUUAAUGACCUGCGUGAAGACUACUUUGCAUAAUUGCUUCUCUAAAUGUCAUUUGGCAGGAAUGCCCCCCUCAGGGCAUAAAACUCUGCUGUCCAUAUUGUGCGAGUCGUGCUUUUUUCUUCUUUUUUUUUCUUUUGAAAGCAGUCUUCCACUUCUGUCACCAAGUACUUUUGUGUUUUUAAGAAACCAAAACAGAAGAUUUAGUUGAAAAACCUCUACAUUGGUGGAAAGUUCUCCAUCUUUAAGGUCUUUAAGGAAUUCUAAUGGCUGUAAUUUAUUUAUUUUUUUUGCACAAAUGUUUCUUUACAAAAAUUCAGAUUGCAACAAUAGUGUUUAUUGACAUCAACCUUUUAAGCCUUGUCCCAGAUUUUUGAUUGGACUGGGGCCUGGACUUUGAUUGAGCCAUUUAAGCACAUGAUUAAAAAUAUCAACCUUUAGAAGCUGGUAGAAUAAUUCCUUCAAGACUUGCUUCUGGAACCGCAGCGAAAGAUGGUUCUAGAAAGGGUCCAUUUAAGCGCGCCGAAUACAAAUGCAUGCCACACAUUUCAAAUGUAUGCGUGUUAGAAAAAUUCAAACAAUCCUUCAAUUCUUUUCUUCUCAUUACAACAUUAUGUACCAUUUUGUGUUGGCUUGACACAACAAAUCCCGAUUUAAAAAAAUAUAUAUAGUGAAAUGUGAGACGCUAAAAUAAAAACAUGUGAAAUGGGUGUUUAAGGACUGUGUUUUGUUGUGUUUUUUUUUAGCUUAAUUCCUAUCUAAAUGCAAAACUGAUCCGAACUUCAUGGAGGAAUGUUAAAUGUUACACGUGUGCAGCUACAUUACCCCAUCUACAUUUAGCAAACCACAAAGAGACGUUCCCCAGAGCGAGGUGCUGUGACGAGAUAAUCCUGUCUUCACUGUCUAUGCAGAAGAGAAGGUCAAAGGAGUUCACAGAGCCUUGAUAUAUUUUACAUGAUUGGAUCAAAAUAAAAUCUAAAUCCAGAUUUUAGUUCACUGAUUGAAAUACCCGGCAAGCCUGCAAGGAGAAGCGUGGAUGGAUGGAUGGAUGGAUGGAUGGAUGGAUGGAUGGAUGGAUGGAUGGAUGGAUGGAUGGAUGGAACGAACACCAGUCAAAAUCAAACCCAACAUGUUCAGUUGAUGAAACCCAACAUUCUAGAGAAAUACAAACGACAAAAAGUCAUGAUUUGGAGUUUUACAGUUGUGUGAAAUGUAGUAAUUUAAGAUAUUUUGUGCUGUAUCUUUAAGCGGAAAGUUAAAAUUCACAUGACUGCAACUAGCAAUCAUGCGGCUGCUAGUUGCAACCACCUAGAAAUUCCUACACAAUUCCACUUGAUUCUCAUCUCCAUCUGGGUUUUCUCCCAUUGAAGUGGAUUCCUAUAGUAGAAUUUCAGCCAGACCAAUCAGAAAAUUGGUCAUCGUUCACAAGGAGAAGUUGUGAACGAUGACACCGUUUUUCUGCACUGUUUUAGUAUUGUAGUCUGCCGUAGUUUUAGCAGUGGUAGUGGAGGAAGUAAUCGAAGCCGUUCAGUCCGCGUUGGCCAUGCUUUCAAAUAUUGAUAACAGUAAGAGCCAUUUUGUUUGACUUGGGCCUUUUAUUUUCACAGUCGAGGAUGAUUGUUUACAUCUUAAACUUUAUACUGUCAAGCUGGAUUAUUACAUACGUCAAUGUUAGCAAUUGAGUAAAGUUUCAAACUUCAACAGAGGAAGCAAACGUUUCCCAAGGACCAACCGUCCAGACCCUCUGUAGAAAGCAAAGUGUAGAACAAGGGGCUGGUUUUUACCAAGCUACAUUGCAGCUAUUCUGAUUCUGAAUCUCAUUCACAUUUUGCUUUUGUUUAGGUUCCUAAACUCUUUGGUGGCUCUUCAGAUGCACCUCAUCAGCCACGGAGACCUAAAGUCUGGGGGUACAGCGCAGUCUGUCAUCCCACCGCGGCCCGUUCACAGCAAUGACAGGCGCCGUGGGAAGUAGAUCCAACAGGUACAGCAUUGUGUCAGACAUCAUACCGGAGGAAGAGCUACAGAAGAUUUCUAGCCUUGCGCUCUACAACGGUCACGGUUCUGCCAAGGUGAAGGAGCAGAGCGACGCAGAAAGAGAGGACAGCAGAAGGAGGCCCGGAGCCUCCACUGUCGUGUCUGGCUCCAGCAGACAAAGAGGCAUGAACAACUACAACGGGAAGGUCCUGACCAGGGGCUCCAGCCAAGUCCGGAGCCGUUUUGUGAAGAAGAAUGGGCAAUGCAAUGUGGUGUUCACUAACAUGGAAGACAGGAGUCAGCGCUACCUCGCCGACAUCUUCACCACCUGCGUGGACAUCCGCUGGAGAUACCUACUGCUUAUAUUCUGCACCAGCUUCCUGAUCUCAUGGCUGAUCUUUGGUGUAAUCUUUUACAGUGUUGCCCUUGCACACGGGGACUUUGAUGAGCCCACUAAUCAUAAAUCUAAUGUGCUGGUGGCAGGAAUGUAUGGAGCUUCCUCUGGGCACACAGUCGGUGGGCAGACACAAAGGAUGCCCUGCAUACUGCAUGUUCAGGGCUUUGUUGGGGCGCUCCUCUUCUCCAUGGAGACCCAGACUACUAUUGGCUACGGCUGGCGCUGUGUUACAGAGGAGUGUCCACUGGCUGUGUUGACAGUGGUUAUACAAUCUAUUGUUGGUUGCAUCAUUGACUCCUUCAUGAUUGGCACCAUCAUGGCAAAGAUGGCACGGCCAAAGAAGAGAAACCAGACACUGAUGUUCUCCAAAAACGCCGUCAUUGCUCUUCGCGAUGGCAAAUUGUGCCUGAUGUGGAGAGUGGGCAACCUGCGGAGGAGCCACAUCGUGGAAGCUCACGUCCGUGCGCAGCUCAUACGAUCGUAUGUCACAGCUGAGGGUGAGUUCAUCCCUUUGGAACAGAUGGACCUCAAUGUGGGCUAUGACGAAGGCACGGACAGGCUGUUUUUAGUGUCUCCGCUGGUCAUAGUCCAUGAGAUAGACAAGGAUAGCCCCUUGUACACCUUGAGCCGAGCUGAUCUGGAAGCAGACGACUUUGAGAUUGUUGUGAUCUUGGAGGGGAUGGUGGAGGCCACAGCCAUGACCACGCAGUUCCGUAGUUCUUACCUCGCAAGAGAAAUCUUCUGGGGUCACAGGUUUGAGCCAGUGAUCUAUGAGGACCGGGACCGCUACAAGGUAGACUACGCGCGAUUCCACAAUACCUACGAGGUCACGUCAACGCCCCAUCUCAGCGCAAAAGAGCUCGAUGAAGCUGCAAGCCGAGCAUCCUCCACUGCAUCUCCUGCAUCAGCACAUAGGUCUGCGCUAGACUUGAUCCCGCGGUCUCUGACCGCCUUCUGCUAUGAGAACGAGGUCGCACUGAGCUGUGCGGAGGAGGAAGAGGAAGACAUAUUUGACUCCACACAGAUGGUAGGGAAGGACAGGGCAGAAGAGAGGAGGACUUCUGUUGACUUUCAAAGUAUGUUUCACGACACAGCAACCAUAACCUCAGGCAGUCACAAUGUCAUGUGUGUUCUGGACAUGGACAAUAACCAGAUGGAGUUUGACAUCCUACAGACUGCGAUUCCCCUUGAUCCAGUCAGCUAUAAGAGUGAGCAAGAGGCCUAAAAAGUGGGAGCUUGGGUCGUUUGUCCAGAAAGUUGGAUGCCUGUUCAGCUUACAUCAGCAAGAACAAGAGCUGAAGUUCAUUUUGCCUUUCCAGUGCUUUCUUUCUUUCUUUCUUUUUUAUUGUUAUUGUCUUUUCACGUAUUGUGUUAAAAUUUCAGCAGUACAGUUUUUCCAAGACUGCAGUGCUUGGAGGGCCAUAGUGAUCAAGGAGACUGAUUCAGCAUGUGGACAAAAUAUCUCUGAUGCUGAGGCUUUAGUUCAUAACCAAAUGAAAGCACAAGCAUGUUAAGACCAAGAAUUUAAAGUAUACUUUAGAACGUGUGUAUAUUUCACAUGGUUCAAAAUUACCUUUGUAUAACAUACUUUAUUUGAAAUGUAACUAAAAGAUUUUAGAAGAAAGCAACUGAUUUAGUUAAAAUUUCUCUGUCUUGUACUGAAAAGCUUACAAUUUCAGGGGGAGGUUCUGAGUACAUCCCUGAAGCAACUUAGCCAUUUCAGGGCAUUCUCUUAGUGUAGCAGAUGGGUUUAUUUGCAUUUCUUAAAUCAACAUUUCAGGUUGUCACAAUUUCACCUGGAGCAGUCGUCAGAGCGAUCUGAGGAACUCAGAUAUUCUCAUGUGAGAGUCAAGCGAAAAGCAACUUACAUAUUAGCCAGCUGAAGCAAUGCUACAUUAAAAUCACACACCAGUUCAGAUGGAUAUAAUACUUAGAUAUUCUUCAGUUUUGUUUAUUCAGUUUUGUUGGACACUGAUUAUCCAGUUAGCCUCAAAUCUGCCAACCCAGACCUCAACAACCAAUAUGGCUGCCAUGUGUUUCACACAUAGCAAUAGUUGCAGUGGUAAAAAGUCAAUUUGCGCUUUUUCUCUCUUGCAAUUUGUUCUCAGUAAGUCACUUGCCAUUCUUAGCGCUGUACAUAUUCUGCUGUUGAACGCUUUGCUGUAGUGUUUGUCAUUGCUUGUAUUGCUAAUAGUAGUUAGCUUCAGGUAGGAAUUAUUAUUGUAAAGCAUUACAAAUAUCUUUGUAAUAUGUUGUAUGUGUGCAGUAUCAGAACUAUUGCUAUUUAUGCCUGAUCCUACAAACUCCUCUGGCUGCUGUCUAGUGCAGGGAAGUUAAUGACUGCUGCUAGUUACUCCACGGUGCCCCACACAAAACAAGUAAACAAGCUUCACAACUAAGACAGCUUUUUUUACUGCCUGUUUUGAAUUUUUGCGAAAAACCCCGCAUUUCAAAUGUUCAGUGCUUAAAUUGACAUUUAUGUAAUAUAAAAUGUAAACUAGAUUUCAGAUUUUAUAAAGACGUAAAUAAAUUGAUUUUCUAGGAUUGAAAAUAAUCAAAGUAGGAGUUUUUUUGGUUGAUUAUUCGCUUGGAUGCAGAUAUAAUUAUGUUUUUCCAGCUGUGUUUCUAGUGAAGGUGUGAUGAGAGAAACAACACUGAGAAGUGGCUUUAAGUUGUAUUUGUGCUGCUGCUGUUUGCCAAACGUCUGGAGUUUGGAAGCGAAAGGCGGAGGAGUGCCUCUGAUCCCAUAUGUGGCUAAUGUGGAGAACAGGGCAGUUUAAGUGUACUUGGUGUCUGUGACGGCAGGCAGGGUGAAAGGUCGCCGCGAGGCCCGAACAGGAAACAAAAGGGAUGAAGGCUGCUGGUACAGUCAUCAGAGAUGUUCAGCAUGUCACUGGAUUUGCACAGAAAGGAUGAAUUCAAGAGUAACUGAAUGUCAUGGGAAGUGCUUCGGUAUGAGUUGGUGCAAUGAUUGUAUAAUAGAUGAUAUUACAGGACGACAACUCUUCUUAAAGGGACAGGAGGACGAGAGGUUUGGAUGCUAUAUGUGAUCUAAAUCCGAUUUUAGGGACUUUGUGUAUAAAUGAUUGCUUGUUAAGGAUCAGAAGUCAUUCAUAUGGUGUAACACCAAACCAAGAAAGCUGAUUUGCUUUUGAAAAUGUAAACAAAAAUAAAAUUAUGAAAAAAAAUGAAAUCAUUAAAAGAAAGUUGGAAAAGAAAAACAAAACCUGAAAGAAGUUACGUUUGAGAUUUUGAUUAUUUCAGGAUGUCUUUACAAGCAGCUCAUUAAACUACAAAAAUAUUUGAAAUUGAGUUUUUCCACUUGUAUGGAAGCCAAUAAAGGCUAGCGGGGGGAAAAAUUAGAACACCCUAUGAAAGAACUGUUGGAAUAAUGUAUGAAAUGAACUAUUUGAACACAAGCAGUGGACGUUAACCAAAUGUAGAAAUU